AUGACUUCAGUACAGUUUACACCCAUUGGUAAACGUAACCGUGGGAAGUUUCAAGUACUUCACAGCUAUUCAGCUGCACACCUGCCUGAGUUAAACACUCAACGAAGCCUAUUCCAUGCAUUAAAAGACAAACAUUUAGAUCCGGUGGAAAUGAGUACAUUUGACGAAACAGAACACUCGAUACGCGAAGAUGCUCUGCCAAUAGCGUUUGCUCGCGAGAUCCACAAAGAAAGAAACACCGAUUUUGAAAACACUGGUCUCGGGGUCAAGGAGCUGGAGUCGAUUAUCAAAUCACUUAGAGCAGACAAUUUGAAUUUGAGAUUGAAAUAUAAAGAGUUGCUCAACUCGAUCCAAUUAGACGAUAGAGAUAUUUAUGCUGAGAAUCUGGAGCUCAAACUGCGAUUGAAAAUGAUGGAAAAUGAUAUGAGAUCAAAUAAUGGAAAUGUUAAUACUGAAAAGAAUGACCAUACUAUAAAAAUGCUUCAAAAGGAAGUGGCACAGUUGAAGCAAGAUAAUCAAAGGCUCAAAGAUGCAAGAGAAUAUGAGGCGCAAAAAGUCGACGAUAUUGUCAACAAAGCCCGAGAAGAUAAUAGAAUAGUUGAGCAAUUAGAAAAGCAGAUGCAACACGAGGCGGCAAAAUACGAGGACGAGAUUCAUCAACUUCAGCAAGAACUCUCUCAAACAGAGUCCAAGCUCAUUUCACUUCAGAAGCAAAAUGAUGAUAUUAUCAAGUCGCGGGCGACUGAACGAGAUGUAAAGAGUGAAACCGAGUUGAGGAAUUUGAUCAAGGAAAAUUCCGUACUUACUGAACGUCUUGCUGACUCAGAGCAUGAAGUGAAAAUGCUUUCGAAGAAACUACAACUGCACGUAGGAGCCCUUGAAGAUGGACGGGAAAGGAUUUCACAGCUCGAAGAGAAAAACCACAAACUUAAUAACCAGCUUCAAAAACAGUCUCGCGAGUUGCACGAUUUACAGUUUAGUAAAAACAAUGACUUUGAAAGUGCUCGCAAUAGAGAGACACAGAGACUUCAGCAGCAGGUUGAUUCAUUGGAGGUUGAAAUUAGUCAAUGUUCAAAAAGACUUGUUGAAAUGCAAAAGAAAUAUGACUUGGCCAAUGAGGAUUUGAGCCACGAACGAAUGCACGCGGAGAACUUGGAAAAGGAAGUAAAUGACUUGGAAGCUCAAUUGAGAGAAGUAAAGCUCAAUCAAACAGAGGUCUCGCUGCGAUCUGUUAAAGAAAGUCAAGAUGCUACCAACGAGAUGGACAAAUUGAGACGCGAACUUGCAGAAAAGGAUAUUGAUUUAGAGGAGCUUGAAGUAAGAUUGGUUGCCAAUGAAAAGCGACUAGAUGAGGUACUCUAUGAGUUAAAGUUACUGGAUGAAGAUUAUGCUAAAGUAAACAAGAUCAACGAUGAGCUCAAAGAUGCACUUUAUCAGGCAAACGAAGAACUUAAAGAGUUGAAAACCCAUGAUAAAAAUGCCGAGUCAGAUUCCAUCAAUGAGCUUCGAUUCAAGGUACGACAAUUGCAAGAGCAAAUCUCUGAUCUACAGGACGAGAAAGAUGAGCUUAUUGCAAAUGCCAAGGAAGAUGACCGAUUGUACAAGGACAAUGUGCAGUUAGUGAAGAUGGUUGAAGAAUUACAGAAAUCACUUAAUGAUCUCGGAAUGUCCAGUCCUGAAGAGUUGACUCAAUUCGAAAUGAAUUUGAAAAGAGACCUUGCAGAUAAGAAUCAGAAAAUCAAGAGAGGAGACGAGGUGAUUUAUAAGCUUGAAUCCAAGCUUGAGCGAGCUGAACUGGAUAAAAAAACAUUGGAGAAUGAAUUGCUAUUGGGCCAACGUGAAGUUGAAAAUUUACAAGAAGAUGUAAAGGCUUUACAAGAAGAGCUGAGGAUUCUUCGUACCAAGUUGAAAGAUUCCGAACAAGUAUUGCUAAUGUCAGAUGACAAGUUGCUGGAUGCCAAAGCAGAGUUGAAGAAUUGGAUAAGAGCCGAAGAUUCGAUGCAGGACGAAUUAAAGAGACUACGUGAAGAUUUGAAACUAUCACAAGACACAAUUAAGGUGCUUCAAGAACAACUCCAGGGACAAAAAUCUUCUGAACCUUCACCCACAAUCACUGAUUAUAUGGAGUUUCAACUUAAAAGCACAAGAAAGGAGCUUACUGAAGCACGCAAGAGUAUUGACGAACUCAAGGAAAAGCAUGCAAGUGAUAUUAUGCUAGCAAAAGAGGAUGCAUCUAGCAAAGAACAGACAUUGCAACUGACAAUCAAUGACCUCAAAAACAAACUACUCAUCAAGAGUCAGGAACAUGAUCGUAUUGUUGCCGAGUCUGCAAGGCUUGCCUCAAAAAUGUCCAACUUCCAUGGUAAUUUAAAGAUUGCACAGGAUUAUGAGCGUGCAGAUUUUCUUAAAAAUGAAAGCAUAUACUUCAAACAGCGGUAUAGAGAUACUCAUUACCGUGCAGCAGACUUUGAGUUCUUGUACAACUUUGCCAUGGACAAGAUCAAAAAGAGCAAGUUUAAAGACGAUGAGAGCGUUAAAUUGGCCAAGCUUGGCUUGUACCCUGGUUAUGUUAUCCGCAAAGAGGAGAGACCCCAGCUUACUUUCAAGACAUUGGCCACGUUCGUGCUUGCUGCAGUGAAGCUAAGAAGAAGAACAGCUCAAGAGAAGCUGCGCUAUAACCAGUUGCUGCGAGUCAAGGCAGAAUUAGAUGCCACGAGAUUAAGAUUAAAGAGCGCUCUGUAG
This is a messenger RNA of Lodderomyces elongisporus, 2742 nucleotides long. RefSeq lists its product as uncharacterized. Bases 1 to 2742 code for a protein of 913 amino acids. Lineage: Eukaryota; Fungi; Ascomycota; Pichiomycetes; Serinales; Debaryomycetaceae. The transcript has a single exon. The record is from RefSeq and is a predicted model, not a curated record.